This is a messenger RNA of Falco peregrinus (peregrine falcon), 1257 nucleotides long. It is a transcript of the gene POMK, whose product is annotated as protein O-mannose kinase. Gene Ontology annotation, biological process: protein phosphorylation; carbohydrate phosphorylation; protein O-linked glycosylation. NCBI's taxonomy places the organism in Eukaryota, Metazoa, Chordata, Aves, Falconiformes, Falconidae. The record is from RefSeq and is a predicted model, not a curated record. Bases 39 to 1100 code for a protein of 353 amino acids. The transcript has 2 exons. Gene Ontology annotation, cellular component: endoplasmic reticulum membrane. Gene Ontology annotation, molecular function: carbohydrate kinase activity; protein kinase activity; ATP binding.
CAGCGCCGCCUUUCCCGGAGGAUGCAGAGGGCACAGCCAUGGAGAAGAAGCCGCGCUUCUCUCGAAGGGAGUUUCCUCCCAGGGAGGUGUCGCCAGUCUCGUUGGCAUUACUGUUUGCGGCCAUCCUGCUGCUCAAUGCCCUGCUCUACCUGUACCUCAGCACGUUCGACGGCUCUUCGGGACGCAGCGAAACAGACCCCGGCCUCUGCCCGUCUGGGUACUUCAGGCUGGGAGCGGUGAAGAACUGUUCCCCGUGGCUCUCCUGCGAAGCCAUCAAUAGGGAAGUCAGGAAACUCAAGUGUGUUGGUGAAGGUGCUGUGAAAAAGGUCUUCCUUUCUGAGUGGAAGGAAAACAAAGUGGUCCUUUCAGAGCUCACCAACUCAGACCUGAAGGAGGACUUUCUCCAUGGACUGAAGAUGCUGAAAGCACUUCAAAGCAAGCACGUUGUCCGGCUGCUUGGCUACUGUGAGCAGCAGUUCACAAUCCUCACUGAGUACCAUCCUCUAGGCUCCCUGAGGGGCCUGAAUGAAACUCUCCACAUCCCCAAGUACAAGGGCAUGAACACCUGGCAUCGCAGGUUGAUGCUUGCUAUAGACUAUGUGAGUGUCAUUCAGUACCUGCACAGCAGCCCUCUGGGCACCUUAGUGAUGUGUGACUCAAAUGACCUGGACAAGGUCCUCUCUCAGUAUCUCCUAACAAGUGACUUUCACAUCCUGGUGAAUGAUUUGGACGCUUUGCCUGUUGUGAACAGGAGUGCUGGCAAGCUGGUGAAGUGUGGUCAUCGGGAGCUCCGGGGCGAGUUUGUAGCUCCUGAACAGCAUUGGCCCUAUGGAGAAGAAGUGCCAUUCAAGGAUGACCUCAUGCCUCCGUAUGAUGAGAAAACAGACAUCUGGAAAAUCCCAGAUGUCUCAAAUUUUUUCUUGGGCCAUGUUGAAGGAAGUGACGUUGUGCGACUGCAUUUGUUUGACAUCCAUGCAGCAUGUAAGAAGCAGGACCCAGCCGAAAGGCCUUCUGCCCAAGAGGUCUUAGACACCUACAGGAAGGUUUUAACUCUGCUUAUUCGGGAGGCAGCCAUGCCUAGUACUAGGGAAAUGUUAUAGUGAAUCAUGAGACAAAGAACAUACUGAAGUUAAUGUCCUUCCUAUUUAUUUAGCUUGCCUGAAGAACAGAAUCAUUGUCCCCAAAACUGAGAAGAAAAGAACAAGUGAAGUUGUACGUUUUGAUUUAGAAAAAAAAAUAAAUCUACCCAGUGCCAGA